Molecule: messenger RNA, 1549 nt
Organism: Morus notabilis
Lineage: Eukaryota; Viridiplantae; Streptophyta; Magnoliopsida; Rosales; Moraceae
Product: rhomboid-like protein 14, mitochondrial
Exons: 2
Coding region: 250-1275 (341 amino acids)
Cellular component (GO): membrane
Molecular function (GO): serine-type endopeptidase activity
Source: RefSeq, a predicted model, not a curated record
GGGGCAAAAAUAGAACGGGAAGGGAAGAGUCUAGAGUGCGGACAACAUUGAUUUGAUCUUACGUCCUUUCCUUAACACCCAAGCCUUUUAUAUUAUCAGGUGUGUAAUAUAUACGAAACCGAAUCGAAGAAACACAAGAAGAAAGUUUCGAAUUUCCUUUCCGUUUUCCAGGAGAAUUUGCUUCUUCGUAAGAAACCCACCACCAAAAAAAAAAAAAAAAUUGAAGUCCAUUAUUGCUUUUAUUGGGCGAUGGCAGGAAGAGGAGGGAGGACGAGGGGAUUGCUGCCAUGGCUGGCUUGGGAGGCGGUGAGCCAAUACUACAGGCUCGACAGGAAGCCUCCGGUCACAGCCGGCCUCAUUGCUGCCAACACUCUUAUCUAUUUGAGGCCUGAUUUUCUCGAUUCCAUUCUCCCCUCUAUCGACCAAGUCUGGUUCAAUCCUCAUCUCAUUCUCAAGUACAAGGACUUGAAGCGAUUUUUCCUGUCGCCAUUCUACCACAUUGGAGAACCCCACCUGUUUUACAACAUGUUGUCCCUCUUAUGGAAAGGGAUUCAACUGGAAACUUCAAUGCCAAGCAUCGAGUUCGCGUCCAUGGUCGCCGAGCUACUCGCCAUGUCGCAAGGAAUCACGCUCUUGCUUUCCAAGUCCCUUCUCUUGCUCUUCGACUACGAGAAGCCCUAUUACUCCGAGUACGCUGUGGGAUUCUCCGGCGUCCUCUUUGCCAUGAAAGUCGUCCUUAAUUCUCAGUCCGAAAACUACUCCAAUGUGUACGGAAUUAUAAUCCCGUCACGCUAUGCUGCUUGGGCUGAGCUUAUUCUCAUCCAAAUGCUUGUUCCCGGGGUCUCAUUCCUUGGCCAUUUGGGUGGAAUUCUUGCUGGUAUUCUCUAUCUGCACCUCAAGAGGACAUUUUCGGGUCCAGACCCACUUGCUGUAUUCAUUAGAGGUCUUAGCAGAGGUCUUACAGGGAUUGUAAGCUGGCCAAUGAGGGUUGUGAAGGACUUGUUUCAAUGGCGGCGACACAGAAUAUCUGGCAGGGGAAGGGUCGGCCGAGGUAGCGAGAAUCGACGAGGAAUGCCUGACCAAUCGUUGGGCGUUUGGAGAUGCCCUGAUUGUACAUAUGAAAAUCAUGUUCUGCUGAGCAUCUGUGAGAUGUGUGGGACGAGUAGGAGUGGGGUUGGAUUGGAUUCUCGUCCCUCAUUGUCUCACCUUUCUCGUGACCACCCUCCUUUGGAUGAGUUGCGUCGCCGGAGAAUUGAAAGAUUUGGUAGUCAGUAGGUAAAUGAUUCGGAGAUUCCAAUUGAAUGAAUGAAUAGAUUGAGCAUAUUUUUUGUUGUUGAAAGAUAUGUAAAGUGAAAAUGCUCUGUGUCAUAGUUCCUUACAAGCAAAAAACGAAAGUAUCUUUCAUAUUUCUGGUUUGAUGGUUGGUUUUGAUUCAUUAGAAUUGCACCCUUGAAUUUUGUAUGGUAGAUCUUAAAGUUUGGGUAGGAGAUUAAAAAGUAGUCUCACGGUGCAAUUAAUGCUGGAAAAUUGGACUCCAAAAGAAGUUUGU